Messenger RNA from Paramecium tetraurelia, 1794 nucleotides. RefSeq lists its product as uncharacterized. Gene Ontology annotation, molecular function: protein kinase activity; ATP binding. Gene Ontology annotation, cellular component: spindle pole; nucleus; cytoplasm. Gene Ontology annotation, biological process: protein phosphorylation; regulation of cytokinesis; mitotic cell cycle. NCBI's taxonomy places the organism in Eukaryota, Ciliophora, Oligohymenophorea, Peniculida, Parameciidae. The record is from RefSeq and is a predicted model, not a curated record. The transcript has 4 exons.
AUGAAUGAGGAGCAACAAAUUUUCCAUCUAAUACUUGGCAAUGAAAGUAAUUUAGACAAAUCCAUUCAGAAAUCAAAUGCUAAAAUUAGAGUAGAAGAAUUGCGGUAACAUUUGGCAUCAAAGUACUCUAACACAUAUGUCUAUGUUUUGGAAGACAUAAAAACAGAGAGUUUUAAUUUGAAUUUUCUUUUGGAAACUCAUGGUGGAAUUUUUAAAUACCUCAUGGAGCUAAUUAUUAAUUUUUAAGAAUAAUCACUUGACUUUAAAGUAUAUUUUUCAGAUGAUAAUGGAAGAAUAAUUGUUAAUUAAAAAGUAAAUUCUACAAUUCAAUUUUAGCUGCUGAGACUUUAGGUUUCCAGAUAUACCUUACGGCUCAAUAGUAGUCUUCAUGUUGGCAGCUUUUUUAUCAAUCCUGUCUAUGGAGAGAUAGGCUUGAAUUUGGCUACUAUAAAUACUAGAAAAAGUGAAUUUUUUGAUUCAGCUUAACCAAUAUAAGAUGACUUUAUCGUCUAUAUGGAUAGCUUAAUCCUUACUGCAAUAUAUUCAAUCAGAUAUCAUUAUUUAAGGAUACUAUUUAUGAUCAACAAAAUCAACCUCAAGUUGUUUAAAUUAUAUGAAUAUUAUUACGAAUAGGUGAGGUACAAGGAUAAUUAAUAACUCAAUUGGAGAAAAUUCCCAAAAGAUAGUGAGUAAUUGUUGUUGAGAAUCAAGAAAGUCGUGAAAAAUCAAAUGCAUUUACAAUUUACAGAGUAGGAGUAUCUCAAAUUGGGGCCAAUACUUUCUAAAUAAAUUUCGACAGAGAAUUCUUGUUUGAUUGAGGUUGUCCCAAAAAAUCAAAGUGAGUUGGAAGUGGAUGAAAGGUUACAGAUAAAUGAAGGAGGCUUUUGCAAUAUCUAUUCAAAAGAGAUCAUUUUUGCAAUUAAAAAGGAAGCCAGAUAGUAAUAGCAAGGACAAAAAAGAACUCUUGUUAUUAAGAUGAAUAAGGGCAUGGGCAGUGAUAAAAUCAAAUAGGAAGCUGAAAUUAUCUAAGUAUUAAGCAAUCAGGGCCCAAAUAUAUAAAGAGAGAAUUAACCUCACUAUUUACAAAAAUACUUCUAGUUCUCAGGAUGUUGUCCCUACAUUGCUUAGUUCUAUUCAGUAUCAGAUAGACCUGACGUUCUAUUGAUGGAAAGAUAUUAUCACUCUUCAUUGGAUUAUUUAAAAUCCAAGAAAUCGGAAGUUUUAAGUUUGUCCUCUAGAAUUUUCAUUUCUCACAAUGUGGCUAUGGGUUUGAGAUAUAUUCACAAUUACGGCAUCAUUCAUAUGGAUAUAAAGCCAGCAAAUAUUUUGAUAUCGAAGACAAUGAUGGCAAAAAUAACUGAUUUUGGAGAGGCCAUCAAUACGAACAAUAUUUCCGAUAGCAAUAAGCCAGGGAAGACCAUCCCAUUUUGUGCUCCAGAGAUUUAACAGAGAUUAGAGAAUAAUUAAUAUACUUAUGCCUAUGACAUAUACUCCCUUGGUGUACUCAUUUUUGAACUUUUGUUUGAUCGAUUCCCAAUAGUAAGAUUAAUUACGAUUUUCUAGGAUUUCAGGAAAUAGAAUUAUAAGUGUUUAGAGGAUAAAUUACAAAAGCAGAUCUAUUAGGUUAGAUACAACGAAGAUGAGGAUUAAAAGAUAGGGCCAUAAUAUUUAAUGAAAUACUUAGGAAGACUGUGUAUUUAAUGUUUAUAGCCAGAUCCACAGUUAAGGCCUAAUAUCGAUAAAAUUAUUUUAGUUCUGAAGGAUUGUCUUACAUUCUUAGACAAAGUUUAUUGA